AUGGUGAAAUCUUUGGCUGGCCUGACGGGCGAGAACAUUGCCAAAAUCGCUUACGCACAACAUUCUAUCCCGCCGUCAGGGAUGGGUGCGGUGUGCGAGGUGCUGAUUUAUGUCUUUCUUGCUAUUUGCACGACUGUGGUUGGGCUUAGAGUCUAUGUUCGGAUGUUCAGAGUGCAGAACGAUGUCAAAUGGCGACUAAAUGAUUACUUGGCUGUGGCUGGGUUUCUUCCUUAUAUUCCGGCAGCAGUCCUCGGAGCGUUAUCAGUCCACUAUGGCGUCGGCGCAUCAGACGCGUACCUCAACCACUACGAAAUGCGAAACUUUAUUACGGUCCGCGGCAUGGAAUAUCUGAUCUUCUACGAACUCAUCUAUUACGCGUCCUCGACGAUAACGAAAUUCGCCAUCGCAGUUACGAUCCUCUAUAUCUGUGUUGAGAGACGAUAUAAGUAUUUAAUGUACGGGAUUAUGGGCAUCAUGACCGUCACGGCCGUAAUUUGCGUGGUUUGGUUCUUUGUGAACUGCGUUCCAUUUCAAACGUACUGGAAUCCUGGUGCGGGCAAAUGCAAAUCUGCAAAUGGAUUCUUGUACCUCAGCUAUGUUGGUACAUCAGCGCAGGUGGCUAGCGACUGGGCUUGUGCAAUGACACCUUUCUUCAUCGUCUAUUCGUUACAGAUGCCGACACGGAGUAAGCUCACAGUCGUGGGAAUCCUGGGGCUUGGCGUGCUCGCUAGUAUUGCUGCUCUUAUGCGCAUGAUCUCGUACAAGUACAUCGAAAUACGAGAAUACCCCCAUAAUCACAUGGAGGCCCAAGGUCGACUACUUUUCUGGUCACUACUAGAAUCUAGCCUCGCUAUUAUUGCUUGUUCAUUGCCGUCGCUCAAGGUAUUUGACUCAGAUGAACUCACUGAGUCCUCAUGGACAUGCAAGGACUACAGUAUCUAUUAA
This is a messenger RNA of Fusarium graminearum PH-1, 945 nucleotides long. RefSeq lists its product as uncharacterized. NCBI's taxonomy places the organism in Eukaryota, Fungi, Ascomycota, Sordariomycetes, Hypocreales, Nectriaceae. Bases 1 to 945 code for a protein of 314 amino acids. The record is from RefSeq and is a predicted model, not a curated record. The transcript has 4 exons.